AUGCAGAACGGAGAGACCAUGAGCCCACAGAUGCAGGACUCCAGGAACUCGGCGGGAGAGGAGGGGGGUGGGGCAGCACCCUCAGCCCCACCGCUGCCACCUCAACCCCCGCCGCAUGGCUCGCCACCCCCCCCUGCCCGGCCCAGGCUAGUGUUCCACACCCAGCUGGCUCACGGAAGCCCCACAGGCCGCAUCCACAGCUUCACCAACGUCAAGGAACUCUACGGCAAGAUCGCGGAGGUCUUCAGCAUUUCUCCCUCCGAGAUCCUCUUCUGCACUCUGAACUCCCACAAAGUGGACAUGCAGAAGCUCCUGGGGGGGCAGAUUGGCUUGGAGGACUUCAUAUUUGCACACGUGAGAGGGGAGACCAAGGAGGUCGAGGUCACUAAGACGGAAGACGCCCUCGGCCUGACCAUCACCGAUAAUGGCGCUGGAUACGCUUUCAUUAAACGAAUAAAAGAAGGCAGCACCAUCGACCGGCUAAAGACAGUGUGUGUGGGUGACCAUAUUGAGGCCAUCAAUGAUCAAAGCAUAGUUGGAUGUCGCCAUUAUGAAGUUGCCAAGAUGCUGAAGGAGCAGGCGAGAGGAGAACCCUUCACUCUCCGCCUAGUUGAACCCAAAAAAGCCUUUGACAUGAUCGGCCAACGGACGCGGGCCCCCAAGGCCAGCGAGGGCAAGAUGGUCAGCGGGAAAGAGACGCUGCGUCUGCGCUCCAAAGGAACGGCGACCGUCCAGGAAGUGCCCAGCGAGUUCGAGGAGAAGGCCACGAAGAAGGUUGACGAUCUCCUGGAGAGCUACAUGGGCAUACGAGACCCAGAACUCGCGACCACCAUAGUGGAGGCAGGGAAAGACAAGACCAACCCUGAUGACUUCGCUGAGGCUCUGGACUCAGUGCUGGGGGACUUUGCCUUCCCUGAUGUCUUUCUCUUUGAUGUAUGGGGAGCCUUUGGGGAUGUUAAAAAUGGCAGAGUUUAGGAGCAGAAGAGUGUUAUUUGCUUGGUCUUUUUUUUUUUUUUUUGCUUCAUCUCAUUUCGUUCACCUCAUCUCACAGGACCUUUAGACUGAUUUUUCCUUCAGAUGCGACUGUGCGUUAUCGACUAUCUCUCUCAGUGUUAACGUGUAAAGACACCAGUGCAGAGCCCAAGUUUCGAACCGAAAGAGUUCUCCUAGCUCUCUCUGGUGAAUUUGGGUUGCAUUGUACUGUAACAGAAAUCAAAGAGUUAGAGAAGUCACUUUCAUUUUACGCAGUGCUUUUUUUUUUUCUUUGUUAUUGUAAUAUGAGUUAGUGUGACUUAUGAAGACCAGACUCCUG
Electrophorus electricus (electric eel) is the source of this 1312-nucleotide messenger RNA. RefSeq names its product GIPC PDZ domain containing family, member 3 (gene gipc3). Gene Ontology annotation, molecular function: protein binding. The record is from RefSeq and is a predicted model, not a curated record. NCBI's taxonomy places the organism in Eukaryota, Metazoa, Chordata, Actinopteri, Gymnotiformes, Gymnotidae.